Medioppia subpectinata is the source of this 1028-nucleotide messenger RNA. The record is from the annotation of a GenBank genome assembly. Lineage: Eukaryota; Metazoa; Arthropoda; Arachnida; Sarcoptiformes; Oppiidae.
GAGUUAGACAAACAGGAGAAGACUCAGCCCUGGAAUGUGGACACCAUCUCGAAGGAGGGCUGGAGUAAGACUAUUAUCAACAAACCGGUCCCUAAAGUGGACAGAAGUGAGUUGAGUGACGAAGAGUUGGAGAAGAUUUACAAAGAAUUCAUCGCCAAAAAUGAGAAGAAGAUCAAACACUUCGGCCUUCUGUCCAAAGCCGAUGACUGCAAACAAUAUCUGAUGGCAAACCAGGAGUUGGUAUGCGAAGAGACGGCCAACUAUUUGGCGCUUUGGUGUCUCAACCUUGAGAUCGAGGAAAAGCACGAAUUGAUGGAAUUCGUGGCCAAACAAGUUGUGUCAAUGCAAUACAUUCUGGAGCUGUCGAAACAACUGGAUGUGGACCCCCGCGGAUGUGUGUCGGCGUUCUUCGCGCGCAUCGAUAAAGCGGACAAAGAAUACAAAGAGGCGUUUCAGGACGAGUUGACUUCAUUCAAGGGCCGCAUUAAGGAGAGGGCACUGAAGCGCAUCGAACAGGCCAUGAAAGAGGUGGAAGAGGAGGAGCGCCAGAAGCGUAUCGGUCCGGGAGGUCUCGAUCCCGAAGAAGUGUUCAAUUCAUUGCCAGAAAGCCUUCAGAAGUGUUUCGAGUCACGCGAUGUGACACUUCUGCAGAAAACGAUCGCAGAACUCGAUGAGGAAGAGGCGCGCGUCCACAUGAAGAGGUGCGUCGACUCUGGCCUCUGGGUUCCCGACGCCAAAGACUUGCAGCAAACGUCCGAAAGCGACGAAUCCGAGCAAAAUUCCAACGAAAUCUAUUCGGAACCGAAAGCCAACGAAUAAUUCAAUUGAGGAUCGAUUUCAAGUCUUUUGUAAUUAUUUUCAAAAUCCUUUCAUUAUAUUUAAAAUUCAAUACUUAUUUACAAUUUUGUUGAAUUGUUUCGAAAAAUGAUUUCCUGUCCUUUUAGUGAUUAUUAUUUAUACAAAUAAACCCAAUAUUUGUCUUCAAAUGGCUAAUGCUUCCAAUGAUAUACCUCUUAACAUAAUAUCCA